GCAACUUCCAUUCCAUGGGAAUCGAAUGGGGAACCCGCAUCUCCCCCGCUCCCAACGUGACUGAACCUGGGAUGGCAGACAGGCAGAGCAGCACCAACCGCGCAGGCGCCAAGCCUUUCCUUCCUUCCCAGUAGCAGUUGGCCAAUGCUACAACAAGCAAGCAAGCAAGGAAGGCGGCCGAACUGAACUCAUCAGAGCGAGCGCGAGCGCUCUCUGAACCCACGCGGUCAGGCGGCCACCAACGCCCGCCCCGACUCCGCGCUUCCCACGUAUCCAUCCAUGAUCCACCCAUUCAUCCCCUGAUCCCCCGUCCACACUGUUAGUUGCUGCCCUGCCCGUCUGCUCCCCCUCCCCGAGUGGCCGAGUCUCCCUCGCCCCACGAUCGGCGGCGGCGGCGUCAUGGCGGGCGAGGCCCAUCUCGACGGGGACGCGACGGCGGCGGCAGCUGCCAAGGACAAGAACGCCGAGGCCGACGCCCUGGCGGCGGCGGACGGCGCCGGCGGAGGAGGAGGGGCCAGGGCCGGCGCCGGCGGGCACAAGCUCUCGCUGGUGCCGCUCAUAUUCCUCAUCUUCUUCGAGGUGGCGGGGGGGCCCUACGGCGCCGAGCCGGCGGUGCAGUCGGCGGGCCCGCUCUACGCGCUGCUGGGCUUCCUCGUCUUCCCCUUCAUCUGGGCCGUCCCGGAGGCGCUCGUCACCGCCGAGCUCUCCACCGCCAUGCCGGGCAACGGCGGCUUCGUCCUCUGGGCCGACCGCGCCUUCGGCCCCUUCCCGGGCUCCCUCAUGGGCACCUGGAAGUACGUCUCGGGCGCCAUCAACGGCGCCGCCUUCCCCGCGCUCUGCGCCGACUACCUCGCCCGCGUCGUGCCCGCCGUCGGGGACGGCGGCCCGCGGGUCGCCGCCAUCGUCGCCUUCAACGUCGCGCUCUCCUUCCUCAACUACACGGGGCUCACCGUCGUCGGGUGGACCGCCGUCGGGCUCGGGGUCGCCUCGCUCUCGCCGUUCCUGCUCAUGUCCGCCGUCGCGCUGCCCAAGAUCCGCCCCAGGCGGUGGCGCGGCGUCGCCAAGGACAAGGACUGGAAGCUCUUCUUCAACACGCUCUUCUGGAACCUCAACUACUGGGACAGCGUCAGCACCAUGGCCGGCGAGGUGGAGCGCCCCGGGAAGACGCUGCCCAAGGCGCUCGUCGCCGCCGUCUCCAUGACCUCGCUCGGCUACCUGCUGCCGCUCAUGGCCGCCACGGGCGCCGUCGACGUCGCGCCGGAGGACUGGGGGAACGGAUUCUUCGCCGACGCCGCAGGCAUGAUCGCCGGCAAGUGGCUCAAGUACUGGAUCGAGGUGGGCGCGGUGCUGUCCUCCAUCGGCCUCUACUCGGCGACGCUGAGCAGCGCGGCGUUCCAGCUGCUGGGCAUGGCGGACCUGGGCCUCCUCCCCCGCGUCUUCGCCGUGCGCGCCCCCGUCUUCAACACGCCCUGGGUCAGCAUCGUGGCCACCAGCGCCAUCACCCUGGGCAUGUCCUUCUUCAGCUUCAACAACAUCGUGGCCGCCGCCAACUUCCUCUACAGCCUGGGCAUGCUCCUCGAGUUCGCCGCCUUCAUCUGGCUCCGCGUCAAGCGGCCCGACCUGCCGCGGCCGUACCGCGUGCCGGCGCGCCUGCCGGGCGCCGUGGCGCUCUGCCUCGUGCCAUCGGCGUUCCUCGUCUUCGUCAUGGCCAUCGCCGGGUGGAAGGUGUACGCCAUCAGCGCCGCGUUCACGGCCGCCGGGGUCGGGGUGUACUACCUCAUGCGGCUCUGCAAGGCCCGGGGCUGCCUCAGGUUCAGCAACGACGAGGGGGCGCCGGCGCCGGCGUACCAGCGCCAGGGCAGCAGGAACGGCGAUGUCUGACGAUAUCGUCGCUGGAUCGGAGGGGCCGGUCGGGAUUGUAUUCGCACGCACAUACUACGUGCACAUUUUUUGUUUCUUCUUUUCGGUGCCUGCAGCUCCGGCGUGCUGCAACUUGUAAUAUUUGUAUUUUGGACGUCGUUCUUGUGCAAAAUGCAUAGGGAUUUGUAGGAUCGUUUUUAGUGUUUGGCAGGCAUUGCCGAAGGAAUGAUUGUUUCUUGCUCCAGCGUUCCUCGUUGCUCUGGAGAAAGUCCAAAGGCAAUUCAUGA
Messenger RNA from Panicum virgatum (switchgrass), 2147 nucleotides. Its product is annotated as probable polyamine transporter At3g13620. Bases 400 to 1881 code for a protein of 493 amino acids. The transcript has 2 exons. Gene Ontology annotation, cellular component: membrane. The record is from RefSeq and is a predicted model, not a curated record. Gene Ontology annotation, molecular function: transmembrane transporter activity. Gene Ontology annotation, biological process: transmembrane transport. Lineage: Eukaryota; Viridiplantae; Streptophyta; Magnoliopsida; Poales; Poaceae.